AUGCCAGCUCGCAAGCGUUCAGCGGCAGAGGUGGACCCUGGGCAAGGACGGCGCCGCUCUGGCCGGAUCUCCAGCACGCCUCAGAAAAGCAAGUAUUUUCAGGAAUCGGAAAGCGAGGACAGGGAAGAUGACGCUCCGCCUCCCAAGAAGCGAGGUAGGCCAUCUAAAGCUGUAGCUUCGGAGAAGAAGAAGCGCGUUGAGAAGGAGCCGGACGACGAGGAUGAGUACAACGAGGAUGAGAAGUCAGGAGAGGACCAAGACGACGGGGACGAGUAUAACGAUGAGAAGCCAGAGGAGGAAGAGGAGGGGGAUGAUGACGAAGACGACGACGAUGAUGAUGAAGAUGCGCCUCCCAGGGUCAGGAUCGUACCGCUGGAGAAGAUGAGGGAUACUGGAGGGGUUGAAUAUGAGGACAACAAGAUCCACAAGAAUACGCUCCUCUUUCUCAAGGAUCUCAAAGCCAAUAACAAGAGGUCAUGGCUCAAAUCACACGACGGCGAGUACCGGCGAGCCCUCAAGGACUGGGAGUCGUUUGUUGACGCAGCCACGCUCACUGCCAUCGACGUCGACGAGACCAUCCCUGAACUCCCAGUAAAGGAUGUCAUCUUCCGCAUACACAGGGACAUCCGCUUCAGCAAAGACCCGACCCCCUACAAGCCUCACUUCUCUGCCGCCUUCUCACGCACAGGUCGCAAGGGACCGUACGCGUGCUACUAUAUCCACUGCGAGCCCAAGUCGUCAUUCAUAGGGGGCGGCCUCUGGUGCCCGGACAAGGACCAGCUGGCGAAGCUCCGCAGGAGCAUUGACAGGCACCCGGAGCGGUGGCGGGAGGUCCUCAACACCCCGGGGCUGAAGCGGACCUACCUGCCGGGCGUCAAGCCCAGCGCCGACGACGAGAAGGCCAUCGAGGCCUUCUUCGACAAGAACCAGUCCAACGCGCUGAAGAAGAAGCCAAUGGGUUUCGACGCAGAUCACCGGGACAUCAAGCUCCUCCGCUUGAAAAACUUCACGCUGGGCGCCAAGAUUGACGAGUCGAGCCUGGCCUCGGAUACCGCCCAGGAGAAGGUUGCCGAGUGCUUCCGUGGCCUCGAGCCAUUUGUAUCCUUUCUGAACGAUGUUGUCAUGCCAGAUCCCAAUCGCGAAGAAAGCGAAGACGACGAUGAGGAGGGGGGGUAG
This is a messenger RNA of Clonostachys solani, 1176 nucleotides long. Lineage: Eukaryota; Fungi; Ascomycota; Sordariomycetes; Hypocreales; Bionectriaceae. The record is from the annotation of a GenBank genome assembly.